Molecule: messenger RNA, 1219 nt
Organism: Racocetra fulgida
Lineage: Eukaryota; Fungi; Glomeromycota; Glomeromycetes; Diversisporales; Gigasporaceae
Source: the annotation of a GenBank genome assembly
GAGGAAAAAUUUACGCAAAUUUACGAACUAAUUAACCAAGAAAAAAAUGAAAGAAUGUCGUUUCAAAACGAAAUAAGAGAAUGGAGCCAAAACAUCACCGAAAUCAUUAAUAACUUCCGGACAACAGGAAAGGAAAAAAAUGAAACGAACAAGCCAAAACAAGCCCCCACAAGAAAAACAUCCGGGGAGAAAAACCUCCAAGAAAAAAAAGAGAAAAAGCAACUUGACAACCCCGGAAAAAUUAAAGUUGAUGCUGACGAAUUAGAAAGGCAAACUGGAAUUAAAAAAGAUUGGAAAAAGAUUAUUGCGUAUGGCAAUGAAAUUACCGAUGAUCUUGAUACUCUUUCUCAUCUAACCAAACUUAAAAAACUAGAUUUGGGAUUCAAAACAACUAGAGUAAAAAAAAAUUUUGUGGGUUCACUAAAAAGUUUGGAAAAUUGUAAAGAUUUGGAAUAUGUAUGUAUCGGAGGUAUCCAAUCAAUCACCGAAGAAUUAGAACAAAAACUUUUUCGACUCCAAAAACAAAUCUCCACCGCCCAACAAGAACCAAACAAAGAAAAAGCCAACUUCCAAAAAGAAAAAACUCAAUUUCAAGAAAUCCUCACUAAACACCAAAACAAAAUCCAACAACUAGAAACCCAAUUAGUUAAUUUUGAAAAACAAAAACAGGAGGCCCUAACCCAGCAAAAAAACCAAAUUUGGAACCAAGUUCAACAACAAGACAACAACCUCCGGGACAAAAUCAACUCCAAACUAGAAAACCGACUUUUUGCUGCCAAAGAAAAAGGCCAAACCAUAGAACAAGCCGCGGACAACUUACUGGAAAAGCAAAACCGACUAACUAGCAAAAUUAACGAAUUAGAGGCCGAAAUUGGAAAACGCGGCAAUAAUUUAGAGGAAGCCAUCAACAAACUGGUGCGAGAAAAAUCGGUCAACGAACACUAUAUCCCCACAACCGGGGAUAAAUCCAUCAAAGCCUAUUUAACGGUUAAAACGGGUGGAGCAUCCGGAGCCGUAUCGGUCGCUAAUUCUCUAAUGAGCCAAGGCAAUAACAAUAAUCUCCCCCAGCCCCAAGGAGGAAAUUUACCAACGCAAAUUUCGGCCAAUAAUCCAGUGAAUUUACUACCACCAAACACCAACCCGCAACCGGUAAUUAACCAUCAUUACCAUGGUUUCAGCAAAAAAAAAAAAAGAAACGACCCCAGCCUAAUGAAUAAAA